Molecule: messenger RNA, 465 nt
Organism: Paraglomus occultum
Lineage: Eukaryota; Fungi; Glomeromycota; Glomeromycetes; Paraglomerales; Paraglomeraceae
Source: the annotation of a GenBank genome assembly
AUGUAUGUGGAGUGUACUUUUAUAAACGAAACACAAUCCCCUUCCCGCAAUUAUCAUUACUACCAAAAUUUCCCUUCAUCAUCAUCACCCGUCUCCCGUGUUCAAACGUCCUCAUAUCAAGAGGCACAUCGACUACCAGUGGGGUUCCAUGCUGGGGGGACCCCGAGUCAACAAUCAGUAUCAAGAGACUACCAGUGGGGUUCCAUGCUGGGGGGACCCCGAGUCAACAAUCAAUAUCGAAAGACUACCAGUGGGGUUCCAUGCUGGGGGGACCCCGAGUUAACAAUAUCAAAAGACUACCAGUGGGUAUCAAUAGACUACCAAUAUCAAGAGACUACCAGUGGGGUUCCAUGCUGGGGGGACCCCGAGUCAACAAUCACCGCUGAUCAAUAUCAAGAGGACAUUGACAGCACGCAGGAUGAACGAACAAUAUGUAUGGAACUGAGUGGUGUCAACGUUCAGACG